Molecule: messenger RNA, 729 nt
Organism: Symsagittifera roscoffensis
Lineage: Eukaryota; Metazoa; Xenacoelomorpha; Acoela; Convolutidae
Exons: 2
Coding region: 1-729 (242 amino acids)
Cellular component (GO): nucleosome
Molecular function (GO): structural constituent of chromatin; protein heterodimerization activity; DNA binding
Source: RefSeq, a predicted model, not a curated record
AUGGCCCGAACGAAGCAGACUGCACGAAAGAGUACCGGAGGAAAGGCACCCAGGAAGCAACUGGCUACCAAGGCUGCAAGAAAGAGCGCACCUUCCACCGGCGGUGUGAAGAAGCCUCACCGAUACAGACCAGGAACCGUUGCCCUGAGGGAGAUCAGGAGAUACCAGAAGUCCACUGAGCUGUUGAUCCGAAAGCUGCCCUUCCAGCGACUGGUCAGAGAAAUCGCCCAGGACUUCAAGACUGACUUGCGGUUCCAGAGCACUGCAAUCAUGGCUCUGCAGGAAGCCAGCGAGAGCUACUUGGUCAGCCUGUUCGAGGACACCAACUUGUGCGCGAUCCACGCCAAGAGACGAUUUUUGCCAAUCUCAAACCCAACUUCUACUUCAAUUUCUACAACAACUACAACUGCAACAACCAUGUCUGGACGAGGAAAGGGAGGAAAAGGACUUGGCAAAGGAGGAGCAAAGAGGCACCGAAAGAUCUUAAGAGAUAACAUCCAAGGCAUCACCAAGCCAGCCAUCAGACGUCUUGCUCGACGAGGAGGUGUCAAGCGUAUCAGUGGACUGAUCUACGAAGAGACCCGAGGAGUGCUCAAGAACUACUUGGAGAGCGUGAUCAGGGAUGCUGUAACCUACACCGAGCACGCCAAGAGGAAGACCGUUGUAGCCAUGGACAUCGUCUACGCCCUCAAGAGACAAGGCAAGACCUUGUACGGAUUCGGAGGUUAA